CGCGUAGUUGAAAGCGACACUCGGUAGACGAUCAGCUGGCUCUUUGUUGCCUGCCUUGAUAGGCCAAAAGCCCAAACAGAAUUUGUAAUGGAGUGGUAAGGAAAAGUCCGUUAAAUCGUCACUACAAUCUCAAACAAAGCCCUCUACCCAAUUGCUGGGAGUGUGGUAAGGUGCUGCAAGCGGUGCAACUUGAGACGAGCAGUACUGCAGAAUGGAAGUCCCAAUGGAUGUAGCUGGGGGCAAAAGUUCUUGUCCUGAUGUAUCAACACUGGUGCAGAGUCUACAACAAGCCUUGGCCCUUGAAGCUAAGUUCCAACCAAAGCUUCAACUUCCGUCAACAGCCAGCAAUACAGGAGAAAGCGGUGAAAUUACAUGUGCAAUGAGGGAUGGAGCUGCUCAUGUUCUUCGCUGCUUGAAGGUCUGGUAUGAUCUUCCUUCUGCAGUUCUUCUGGAUGCUCUCAAUAUGAUGGACCGGUUCAUGAGCCGCAUGAAAGCACGCCCUAAACACCUCUCAUGCAUAGCAAUCAGCUCCUUCCAUCUAGCAGCUUGCCAAUGGGUUGAGAGGGUUAAACAGAACAACAAUGAGGCAUCUUCCCUUCAGAGUCCAUUGCAGGUUGUUCCUGAACCACAAGAUCUGGUAACAAUAUCUCAAUGUAAAUGUACCGCCGGAGACAUCAACCGGAUGGAAAAAAUUGUCGAAGCCAAGUUAGCUUGUUUACCCCAAGAAGAACCGGUCACGACCUUAACAUUCCUCAACCUGUAUCACUCACUUCUCUCGACGACUUUACCUGCCGCUCUUCAGCCAGACCUACUGAUCCUUUCAUGCAAGCUGGAGACUAUUUGCUGUGACGCAAAUUAUGCUGCCUUUCCCUCAUCACUUUUGGCUUUCGCCCUGCUGUUUGUCGAGAUGAAGUGUCACCAGCCGGCCAUCGAGGUCAUCAUCAGAGACGUUUUACUAGAACUUCAGAGACUUGUUCAGGUCAAAGAUGACAAGUUGAAGGAGUGUAUUAGAAUGGUCACUUCGGUAAUGGCACCUUACGAUGGCUAUGCCCAAAGUAAUCCGUCUCAUCGUCAACGACUUACCUGGAAAUUGUCCAGGCGUACUUUAAAGCAGUUACGGCCAACCGAAAAAUUAGUUAAUGUUUUACCCACAAUCGAGGAAAACCGCCAAUUUGGACAGGUGCAAAAACGAAGUCGCCGUUCUCGUCUUACUCCGCACAAGAUGCGACCUGUCUCCCCGGGCGCGGUCUUGUCCUCUCUGCCUCUGCCCUUCCCGACCAAAGAAGAUUUGACGUCUUUCUUCGACAAUUUCGUUGCGGCUUCACCUUAUUCAUUUAGAUUCCUUUACGGUCUUGAGGAAGAAAGUCCUUCUACUGCUUGAAUGGGGAAAUUCCAGCAACGUUUGCAAAUAUUCUUCCUCUUAAAAAAUUUACACACACAAUUAUUAGAUGUAUUUUGUUUAUCUUCUCGAAGCGGCUUUCUCUUUGAAAGGAAAAAAGUUCAACAAUUGCCUUGUAGAUACUGUAGAUAAAUAACUGCCAUUCUGAAUUUUAAGGGAUUUGAAAACGCAAGAUUGUCAUUCACUUUAGUCUAAAAGAACUUUUCAAAUCUUGCAACCACUCGGCAUGGAGUUUUGCCAAUUCGAAAGAACUUGCGAACGUUGGUAACCUGAAUCAAUUCGUCAACUUUAAUAUUUCUAUCAGUGAUUUAUUUAUUGUAUUAUUUCUACGUUUGUUUGUAACGAGUCUCAAUUUUUUUUUGCUUGUCCCCUUAUUCCCUACUUCGUCGUUCAUGAAAGAAAUGGAACAAAAACAAUAAAAAAGUACAAAAUUGUCAACCUGA
This is a messenger RNA of Daphnia pulicaria, 1842 nucleotides long. RefSeq names its product cyclin G-like (gene CycG). Lineage: Eukaryota; Metazoa; Arthropoda; Branchiopoda; Diplostraca; Daphniidae. The record is from RefSeq and is a predicted model, not a curated record. Gene Ontology annotation, biological process: mitotic cell cycle phase transition; regulation of cyclin-dependent protein serine/threonine kinase activity. The transcript is spliced from 5 exons. Gene Ontology annotation, molecular function: cyclin-dependent protein serine/threonine kinase regulator activity. Gene Ontology annotation, cellular component: nucleus; cytoplasm; cyclin-dependent protein kinase holoenzyme complex. The coding region runs from base 212 to 1381 and encodes 389 amino acids.